Molecule: messenger RNA, 3499 nt
Organism: Blepharisma stoltei
Lineage: Eukaryota; Ciliophora; Heterotrichea; Heterotrichida; Blepharismidae
Source: the annotation of a GenBank genome assembly
AUGAAUGUUGAGCCUGAAUUCGAGAGACGUUUAAGUGAUCACAAAACAAGCGUAGAAGAGCGCUCAAAUAGGGGAAGUCAAGAUAUUGACCCCAAACUUCCAGAAGUCCAUAUUGCUAUUGAGGCAAAAUCAAAUUGGAGAUUAUGCUUAUUUAUAUGAAAAAUUAUUGAAAUUUAUUAAUUUUUUUAUUUUUUCAUGAGAUAUAGAUAUUGAAUGAGCUGAAUUAUAGAAUAAUUAGUAGGAGGAUAAUACUAAUUGCCAAACUUUUGGAUCAUUGAUAUACGCAGAUCUUUAUGAUAACCAUUACUCUUUAUGCUCUAUUCGGAGACGAUAUCAGGCUAGCUGCAACAACUAAAGAUGCGGAUAUAGCGUUUUAUGUCCUAACUAUUAUUUGCCUAGUUUUCUUUACUUUAGAAAUAGUUUUAUCUUCAUUGGUAAAAGAAGGCUAUUUCUUACUCCUCCUAAAAUGAUAAUUUUAGGAUUAAUUAUUUUGAUAAAUAUAAAUCUUCUAUUAGAAAAAAAAUUAUUUAUUUUUUUACUUUUUAAAACAAAAAUAUAAAGGAGAGCCAGGAUUUUUCUUUUGGCUAGACUUAAUUUCCACGCUGACACUUGUCAUGGACAUUGGCUGGGUUUGGGACGCAAUGGUUGAUAGUGGCAGCAGUAGUGGAUCUGGCAAUGGCAAAGCUAAAAAAAUAGCAAGCGCAGGCAAAGCAUCUCGAGGAGCAGCCCGAGCUGCCAGGGUUAUUAGAGUUAUCCGAGUUAUCCGACUCAUAAGAAUCACCAAACUGUACAAAAUCGCUAAAGAAGCUCGUGAAGCGGCCAAGAAAAAUCGUCCAAUACUGAGGCGAACAAAUAUAAAAUACAGAGGAGAAGAAGCUAUCCACUUGCCCCGUAAUUUAAAUCGUGGUUUUGAUGAAAUUGAAGAAGGAAGCCAAGCUUCAGCCUCCCAAUCUUUUACAUCCCAUGAAGAUCAAACUGCAAUUGACGAUAUCAUAAUAAUUUAAAAAUAGAGUGAUCUAUGUGAAAUUUAGAUCCUUUAAUCAGUCUAUUUUAUUCUUAGGUUCAAUUUUCGCAUAGAAUCCUAAAGGCUAAGGGUUUUUCUCUCAGCCUAAUCGAGGAGGGUGAUAUUAUACGACAACACACAGGAGCUGAGUAGCAUGCGACUUCAAGGUCCCGAGUUAGAAAGCCGUCGGCUAUUAUUGUAUUUGGAAUGCCUGCCCAUAGUGCACCAUUGUGAUAGGAUGACCUAUGAUGUCACUAGAUUUAACUAAUCCCUUUACUAGGAGUAGGCGCCAGCCACUAUAAAAACUUAAUUAACUUGCAAUGGACGACAGAAAAAAUUCUUUUUCUGCAGGGUCAAGUCAAAAUUUUUCUGACACCGAAAGUUUGGCAGAAGAAAUCGAGAUCCCUCAAGAAAGCAAUGUCGGAAAAAAAUUAUACCUAAUUACUAUAAAUAAAAAGCACCUAUUGGUAACCUUAUUUUAUUUUCAUAUAUAAAAUAAGACAGCAGUUAAUCAUUAUGAAUUCUUUUAUUUAUUAUAAUUAGGUAUAAACGAUAUUACUACAAAAAGAGUCAUAAUACUUGUUAUUUCGAUUAUGGUGAUGCUACCGUUAUUUUAUCCCACACUGUAUGUGGACGCUAAUACAUCGGGGACUUAUGGACUAGAAGCUAUGAAUUCUGUUGUCCAUGACCAUGACUCCUUUUUGAUAGCUUGAAACAACUAUAUUAAAAAACAUAAAAAACUAUAUUUGCCAUUAUGCUAUUUAUAUGUGGCAAAUAGGAAGACCUGGGAAACAGAUAUAAGUCCAGAUGACUUGAGGGACGUUGAAAAAACUACUGUGUAUCUGGAUAACAUGUCUGACGAUUAUUACUAUUCAAGUUAUGCUGUUUUUGAUAUAAGAAAUGAAUCUCGGCUAGGAGCUGGGCUAAAUAUUGCAUACUAAAUUGAAUUUUUCGCUAAAAAAUUCUUUAUUUUUAUAGUAAAAUUUAUUUUUAAUACAGUAUAUCAUCCGAACUGUUUAUAUCUGCAUCCUUUUAUCAGCUGCCACAAUGCUGCUUUCAGAUGAUGCCCAAAAAAUGCUUCUAAACCCUCUGGAAAACAUGAUCAAAAAAAUCCAGAACAUCGCGAAAAACCCUCUUCAAGCUGCCCAAAAAGAAGAGAAAAACGAAGUCAUGAAAGGGCUGACCUCAAGUGACAAAAAGAAAAAAGACCAAGAACCAAUGGAAACUGCUUUUCUUGAACAAACCAUUACAAAAAUCGGAGCUUUGCUAGCAUUAGGCUUUGGAGAAGCUGGUUCUGAAAUUAUUGCGACAAAUAUUCAAAAAGGUGGAGGUGAGGUAAACCCAAUGAUAGCUGGGAAACGGACGAUUUGCAUUUUUGGGUUUUGCGAUAUAUAAUAAUUGAAAAAAUUAAUUUAUUUAUAAAAAAUAGCUGAAAUAGAAUUUUAUUUAAAAAAAAAUUAAAUUAAAUAAAAAAAAUAAUUAUUUAUAGAAAUUUGUAUAAGAAAUUUCACUGACACUACAGAAGUGCUGCAAAACGAAGUCAUGGCUUUUGUGAAUGAAAUUGCGUAUAUAGUCCACAGUCUGGUUGAUAAAUAUUCAGGGACUGCGAAUAAAAAUAUAGGUGACGCCUUUUUAUUAUGCUGGAAAUUUCCAGAAGAAUGCAUAGAAGCUGAUACAAUGAACCCAGGAAAUCGAGUUUUAGGAAGACACCCUUUAAUUAAAGAGUACGCUGAUAUGGCAGUUAUCAGCUUCAUAAAAAUAAUCGCAGAAAUAAAUAAAAGCGGAAAAGUGCUAAAAUAUCGAGACCACCAAGGCUUAAAUGACCGUAUGCCAGGAUAUUCUGUAAAAAUGGGCUUCGGGCUUCAUCAAGGAUGGGCUAUAGAAGGUGCAAUAGGCAGCGAGUUUAAGAUCGACGCCUCUUAUCUUUCACCAAAUGUAAACAUGGCUUCAAGACUCGAAGCAGCGACAAAGCAGUUUGGAGUGCCAAUUCUUAUAAGUAACGCGCUGUUCCACAUAUGUUCAAAUGUAACAAAAACGAAUAUGAGGAAAAUUGAUAGGGUGACUGUAAAAGGCAGCAAAGAACCUAUAGAACUUUUUACAUGUGACUUAGACUUAGAAGCCCUCACACCAGUACCAGAAGUUACUUUAAGCGGCGCAGAGGCCAAGCAAGCCAGAGUUUUAGCAAGAAUUGCUCGCGAUAAGCUAAGGUCUCAAGCUAAAAGUGGAGAAUACCCAAUCCACCUACUAUGAAAUGAUGACCCUGAUUUAAAAGCAAUGAAGGAAAACAUCCCGAAAACUUUUCUAGGAGAAUUUACAAGGGCAUUGGAAUAUUAUUUUGCUGGAAAAUGGGAUAAGGCGAUAGAAGGAUUUACUAAUGUCCAAAAACUCAAAGGAGGACAUGACGGCCCUUGUGAAACACUUUUGAAUUUUAUGAAAGAAGAAGGAAAUCGUGCCCCAGCUGGGUGGCCUGGAUAUAGAGAGCUCCACGAUAAAUAA